AUGUUACCAAGGUUUGAUCCAACAAACCAAAAUGCGUGUCUGUCUGUGCUUGAGGAUACGACUAGUAACGAAAAACAGAUUCAAGACUCCGUGUUGGAAGCAAUACUUUCAUGUAAUGCUCAAACCGAGUACCUUAGAGGUUUCCUCAACGGUCAACUCGAUAAGCAAAGCUUCAAGAAGAACCUACCCAUUGUGACCUACGAAGAUUGUCGCUCUUAUAUUGAUCGUAUUGCUAAUGGAGAGUCCUCUAGUCUCAUCUGUGAUCGACCCUUCAUUGUUCUCUUGACCAGUGCAAACGCAGUUUCUGCUACGUGA
Eruca vesicaria subsp. sativa (arugula) is the source of this 315-nucleotide messenger RNA. NCBI's taxonomy places the organism in Eukaryota, Viridiplantae, Streptophyta, Magnoliopsida, Brassicales, Brassicaceae. The record is from the annotation of a GenBank genome assembly.